This is a messenger RNA of Kickxella alabastrina, 505 nucleotides long. RefSeq lists its product as uncharacterized. The transcript is spliced from 4 exons. NCBI's taxonomy places the organism in Eukaryota, Fungi, Kickxellomycota, Kickxellomycetes, Kickxellales, Kickxellaceae. The record is from RefSeq and is a predicted model, not a curated record. The coding region runs from base 62 to 403 and encodes 113 amino acids.
UUACAUUAUUAUUUUUCAAUUGAUACUCAAGUACUUAUUUAAUUACAGCACAUAUUAAACAAUGGCAGUCAGUGCUGCUGUCAUCGCUGCGCCCAUAGCCUCAGGCCUAAUUUUUCUGUCUAUUCUGACCUCUGACAUCUACCCUCCACCAACCGAGCCACCAGCUACUCUUCAGACAAUAUACGUGCAAGAGACCCACGCGCCUCCAUUGGGAUUGAGUCCCGGCUAUGCUGCGCCAACGGGAAACGCGGGGCACGUGUUCAGUGGGGUCACGCCUUUUGAUUUUAACCGCGCUAACCGGAUUAACCGUGCAGGCACAAGAACAUGGGUCCGGCAGAGUGGAGAUGGAGGCGAAGGCGGCGGUGACGGAGGGGGUGGAGGAGGAGGCGACGGUGGGUGCUGAAUGUUAAAAUUUCCUUCAAUCUUUUCUGGUAUUUUUAUUUGGUGUAUAUGGCACAUGUGAUCACUGUGCCUUGAUUUUCUUUAAUUUUAAUUUACAAACAAA